Messenger RNA from Priapulus caudatus, 781 nucleotides. Its product is annotated as NADH dehydrogenase [ubiquinone] 1 alpha subcomplex subunit 7-like. The transcript has 4 exons. Bases 23 to 346 code for a protein of 107 amino acids. Gene Ontology annotation, cellular component: mitochondrial inner membrane. Lineage: Eukaryota; Metazoa; Priapulida; Priapulimorpha; Priapulimorphida; Priapulidae. The record is from RefSeq and is a predicted model, not a curated record. Gene Ontology annotation, biological process: mitochondrial electron transport, NADH to ubiquinone; ATP synthesis coupled electron transport.
AGAGUACAAACAAGUGUGUGCAAUGGCGACGAAGGUGAAAACUCGAAAUGUUACUCCAAUCAUUGCUUGGGUGCGAGACUUCUUGCUUGGGAGACCAUAUACCCAAGCUCUGAGAUUUAAAGACUGGAUCGUUCCAAGAGAUCAGCCUGCACCUGUUCUGCCUCUAGGCAUUACUCACAAGCUGUCGGACAACUACUAUCAUACCCGUGAUGGCAGGGGAGAGUCCAGACCAAACACGACAGUAUACAGCUCAAGUCAGAAGACACUAAUGUCUGGUGAUGCACCACCGUCUAAUACUAAUAGGAAGUCUGUUCCAACUCCGGGGAACCUACAUCACUGGGACUAGUGAGGAUGUGUGCUCCCAAUCAUCUGAAAUACCAGCCGAGGUGCCAUUUCUCAAGUAGAUGCCACACUAUUGACUUUAUGCCGAUUUCCACAUAAUUCUCAAGGCAAACUUAAAAAUUUAAAUAUAUUCGAUGCUAGUGAAUUAUUUAAGAGUAAAGUUUUUCUACCGUUAUUUGAUGAGUCAUUCGGUCCAUUAGUGAAGUGCUAACGUCCUGAAAUUAUUUGUCAAGUGCAUUGCAAAGAAACUGAACGAGUCAGUUGAUGUCCACUUUCAUAGGUGCAUAUGCUCAUAGUGUUGAUAAUAGUUGCUUACUGAUGGGUUGGCUUCAUGGAGCAUGUAAUUUGAGUGCACAACCAUACUACUAUUCGAUAUGUGUUUGUAAAUUAUCUGUUAUGCAUUAAAGUUAUAAAAAAAUAGAACCAAACUGUAUAAUGA